This is a messenger RNA of Macrobrachium nipponense, 2933 nucleotides long. RefSeq names its product exocyst complex component 6B-like (gene Sec15). Gene Ontology annotation, cellular component: membrane; exocyst. Bases 166 to 2547 code for a protein of 793 amino acids. The transcript has 15 exons. The record is from RefSeq and is a predicted model, not a curated record. Lineage: Eukaryota; Metazoa; Arthropoda; Malacostraca; Decapoda; Palaemonidae. Gene Ontology annotation, biological process: intracellular protein transport; exocytosis; Golgi to plasma membrane transport.
GAUAUCUGUAGUUGCAAUAUUUAUGAUCAUAUCAUUAGAAAUAAUGAAUGAUCUUGGUUCAUAAAUUCACAUAGUUUUUAUAGUUAGUUUAGUGGUUGUGGGUUGUGAAAUAUAUUGUGUUAUGUGAGGCCUCUUUAUCUGUGGAGGUGGAUUAGUUUUGCAAAGAUGGAAGAGGAAACAUUUGAAAUCCACGACCUAGAUGAUUUUGAAAGGAUUUUCACAACGUCAUCUCUUUAUCAAGAGAUUAUGACAAUAUAUGAUGGCGAUGAACAUGGCAAGUUUAUGGAAAGGCUGGAUGCUCGAAUCCGAAACCAUGACCGUGAUAUUGAGCGCAUGUGUAAUCAUCACUACCAGGGUUUCAUCGACUCAAUUCGAGAACUUUUGCAAGUCAGAUCACAGGCACACAAACUCAAGACAGAAGUUGUGAGGAUAGAUGAGGAGGCACAGGAGUCGGCAAAACAUCUCUUAAUGAAAAGCGAAGAAUUAAUAAAAACAAGGAAAGUGCAGUCUAAUAUAUGUGCUGCAAUAGAUGCUCUUACUCUAUGUCUGCCAGUAUUAACAACAUAUUCCAAGCUACAAAAACAGAUGCAGGAAAAGAGGUAUUAUCCAGCGCUGAAAACGUUGGAACAGUUAGAACACACAUAUCUUCCUCGAGUUGCUAGUUAUAGGUUUGCUCAACAAAUGCGAGACAAUAUUCCCCGGGUGCGUGAAGACAUCAAACAGGCUUCUAUGUCAGAUAUCAAAGACUUCCUUGAAACUAUUAGAAGGGUUUCAGCCCGUAUUGGUCAGGUAGCUAUGAAGCAUGCAGCAUUACAGUACAACAUGGAUCCAAAAUUAGCCAUGACACGGAUGAAAAAACAUGCUCCAAUGCCACCAAACCCUUUUACAGGUGAAACAUACGAGGCUCAGUCUGAAGCACAGAGUGAUGAAGAGGAAGACCUCUGUGCACAAGAUUUGAUCAAUUUUGCCCCAGUGUAUAGGUGCCUUCAUAUUUACACUGUGUUAGGAGCAAGGGAACAAUUUGAAACGUAUUAUAGGCAACAACGUAGAGAACAAGCGAGAUUGGCAUUACAACCUCCCACGAAUAUGCAUGAAAAUUUGGAAGGGUAUCGACAGUAUUUACAUGGUGUUGUAGGCUUCUUUGUUAUAGAAGAUCAUGUACUCAACACUGGCAAUGGUCUGGUCAACCGUCCUUACUUGGACGAAGUCUGGGACAUGGCCUCUGGAAAAGUAGUAAAUAAUAUAAGAAACCAUUCAUCAUAUUGUACAGAUACACACCUUAUGCUUAGUAUCAAGAAUCUAAUAAUGUUAUUUGCACAUACACUUCAGAAUUAUGGGUAUGCUGUGAACCCUCUUCAUGAAUUAUUGUUGGAAGUUAAAGACCAUUAUAAUGAAGUUUUAAUGCUGAAAUGGGUUCAGGUAUUUAGAGAAAUUUUUGACGAGGAUAAUUACCAUCCAAUACAAGUCGAUACUCCUGAAGAAUACAACAGAAUCACAGAGGUUUUCCCCUACCACGAUGCCAGUUUAGAGCAAGCUUCCUUCCCCAAACGCUUUCCUUUCAGUUUAAUGGUGCCGAAAGUUUAUAGACAAGUUAAGAAUUACGUAGCUGCCUGUUUAGAAUUUUCAGAAGAUUUAAAUUUAAGUCAAACGGAAAAGGAGGACAUGGUUCGAAAGUCUACCAAUCUUUUGCUAACCCGAACGCUUAGUGGAUGCCUUGCAACGCUUAUCAAGAGGCCAGGUUUACCUCUUUUACAGUUGAUACAGAUCACCAUUAACACGCUGCACUUAGAGCACGCCAAUGUUUUGUUAGAACAUUACGUUGCAAGACUAACAGGGUUGUUAUCGUAUCCCUACAGGAGUAUAGAAGACAGCAGCAUACCAGGUAUAGGAAGACUGCAGGGUAAAGCCAUGUUUAAAGAUAUAAGAGGAGAAGCCGAGGAGCAAAUAUAUACCGCUCUGAGACUCAAGUUAGAUGAAUUCCUAGACCUGGCAUCAUAUGAUUGGAUGUUAGCAGAACCACAGGGCACUUCUUCCUCUUAUGUUACUGAUCUCAUAGCAUUUUUAAGUUCAACGUUUUGUGCAUUUACUAACUUGCCGGUACGUGUAGCUCAGACUGCCUGUAUGUCUGCCUGUCAGCAUGUUGCCAAAUCUUUAAUGAAUAUGCUUCUUAGUGAAGAUGUCAAACAGAUGUCAUUAGCAGCUUUGGAACAAGUCAAUCUUGAUGUCAUCCAAUGUGAACAGUUUGCAGCAACUGAACCAGUGGAGGGUUUUGAAGAAGGUGCUCUACUAAUGUGCUUUUCUGAUCUGAGGCAGCUACUUGACUUGUUCAUGACAGAGGACUGGUCCACUUACUUCCAUGAUUAUGGUUCUGAAAAUGCCAAAUAUCUUCGUGUUAACCCCCAUAAUGCCAUAAUCAUUGUUGAAAAAUUACGUGAAGGUGAAAAACGUGGGAUGUUUUCAAUACUUAAGAGGAGCGACAAGAAGAAGCUUCUGGAAACGGUGCUCAAGCAACUAAAACAGCUGACACAACAGCAACACUCAACUUAGAAUAUGGCUGAGAUUAUUAAUUUUAUUAAUCUUUGUCUCAAAUGAUGUCUACUUAAACAAAUUUUCUUGAUGUGAUUGCCCUUCAAGAUGUUAUACUCUCUUCUGUAUUUGAAGAAAAUAAAUUUAUUUCUCUUAAUUUACCCGUUGAGACAAAGGUAAGCUUGUCAGUAAAUAAAGAGUUUGGUAUUAUUUAUAAUUGAAUCCAAAGGUUAUGUUUUACAAAUUAUAAGAUUCUAUCAAUGCAUUACAAUGUUCCAUAGAGGUUGAAAGCUGGUGGACAGUUAGUUCCAUUGGCAAAUUUAUAUUUUUUUUUUAGGCCAUCUAUCAGCUAUAGUAUAUGUGACAUUAAAUAAUAUAUAUAUAUAUGUAUAUACAUACAAAAGUUA